Rhizophagus irregularis DAOM 181602=DAOM 197198 is the source of this 2133-nucleotide messenger RNA. RefSeq lists its product as uncharacterized. The record is from RefSeq and is a predicted model, not a curated record. Lineage: Eukaryota; Fungi; Glomeromycota; Glomeromycetes; Glomerales; Glomeraceae.
AUGACAUUCGUUAUUAUUAAAACUGAAGGCGACCCAAAUUCAAAAGUUUAUCCUUUAGAUUUAAAGAAAACAUUAUUAGAUAUUCGUAAACAACUUGAAAUAAUUAAUGAUGAAUUAUUUUUUUUAAAAAAGUUUGACGACGAAUUUCAUGAAAUAUCACUUAAGAGUGAAGGAGAUUUUUUAUUAGAACAAGUAAUAGGUGUAACUGAUGAUAAUUCAAAACGUAUUUUAUAUUUAAGGAAAAAAAAAUCAAGCUUUGAUUGGAAUAUUUUGAAUAAUAAAUAUAAUUUGGAUUAUGGAUGUAUUAUGAGUUUUGAUGGAAAUAAGAGGGUUAAUAAAAGAGCGUUCAAAAUGAAGAAUUGCGACAUAAUUGAUAUUGGUGAUAAAGGGUAUAAAAAAGAUAAAAUUGGAUUUGAUUCAAAAGAAGAUUGGAUGAAAAAAACAAAUUUAUUUAUUAAUGAUGAUGAUAUUAACAUUGAUAUUUUGAAUUUUGUUAAAGUUGGAUUUUCAUAUUCACAAAAUGAAAAUUUUAAUGAAGAAAUUAAAUCAGUAUAUAAAUAUUUAGAAGUUGGGAAGGUAUUAUUAAGAUUUCAUAAACAUUUAGAACCAACUGAAGAAUUUAUUAAAGCAGUAGAUAAUGCCGCUAUAUCUGAAAAUCCUAUGGAAGAGUUUAAGAAAAUAAUUGAGGAGUACGGACAAUUCAUUCCAACUGAAGUUAUUUUGGGAGGAAGAGUUUAUAUCAAAGAUAUUGAAAAGUCAUCAGAAAGUUCCACAAGUAAAGAAGCUUCUGCGAAUAUAACUAAAAUACUAGAAGGAAAUUAUAGUAGUACGAAGAAAAUUUCAAAAUUCUAUAACUUUAAUUUCAUAAAAUUACUUGGAGGAAAACAUCCUGAUGGUAAAAAUUUUGAUGAUGCUGCUGAAAAAGAUUGGAUAGAAUCUUUGAAAGAUUAUCAAAAUUGGGAGUGUAUUGAAUACAGGAAUCCUAUUAGUAUAUUUCAAUUUAUAUCUGAUGAUUUACGUAAAAAAUCCUUUAUGUCCAUUGGAAAAAAAAUACUUUAUACAGGUACUGAAGAUUGUGAUUAUGAUUUAUGUAUGCCUGGAAUGUACCGAAAUAUUGGAUUGAAUGAAAUGUCAUCAUGCAUAACAAGGAUUAUUCAAAAAAAUAAAGAUGCUGAUUGUGAUAUUUUUGCAACAGUCAUUGAUACUGAAGAUUCAAAAGAUGUUUUUUUUAACUGUCAAAUUUAUUAUAAUGCAAAAGGAGUACCAAGUAUCAUUAUUCAUGGUAUUCAAAAGGAGUUUCAAUCAUAUAAAUAUAAAUUGAAAGUUGGUGUGAUGGUUAUUGGUUAUGAUAUUGAUUUUAGUUUCAUUCUUUCUGAUACUAGGGUUGAAUUAAUAAAAGAAGAAUGUGAUUCACAAAAUCAAUAUAGUAAAAAAUUAUAUCUUAAGUAUGAUUUAUAUGAUUUAAUUGCAAAAAAAAAUUCUUUCUUUGGAAUUCCUGUAUUGAGUGAUUUGAAUUUUUCAAAGAAUAAUUCAUUCACAAUUGGGCAUAAUUUUUGCAAUACUCAAUUAGAUAUAGAAGAUAAAGAGGAAGAGGAAGAUAUUGAGGAAGGAAAAGGGAGAGGAAGAGGAAGAGGAAGAGGAAAAGGAAGAGGAAGAGGAAGAGGGAAGGGAAGGGGGAGAGGAAAAGUGAAAGGAAAAGGGAGAGUGAUGGAGAUAGAUAAGGAAAGUAAAUCUACAAUAAAUAUAUUUUCAUAUUGCUCAAAAACAAAUUGUUAUAUUAAAUUACCUAAAUUUACUUUUUAUACAUUCAUUAUUUCAAAUAAUCUUUCUUAUAGUAAUUUUAAAUUAUUUUCUUUGGAGCCCAAUACAUAUAACAAGUUUAAUAUAUUCAAUUUUAUUGAUCUUAAAAGAAAAUUUACUUCACGAUCUAUUAAUCCAAGAUGUAUUAGUUUAUAUUUAUCAGAAGACAAAAGUUAUAAUCCAAUUUUUUUGAAUCAAAGUAGUGAGCAAAUCCGUGUAGAAUAUGUUGAAUGUAAAUGCAAUAAAACAUGUUCUAUUUGUAAGGAUAAAACAUUAAAAAUUUCUGAAAAGGACAAUGCUGUAUGUGUAGUUUAUACUUUGAGUGAUAAUUAA